Molecule: messenger RNA, 2487 nt
Organism: Pestalotiopsis fici W106-1
Lineage: Eukaryota; Fungi; Ascomycota; Sordariomycetes; Amphisphaeriales; Sporocadaceae
Exons: 5
Coding region: 1-2487 (828 amino acids)
Biological process (GO): regulation of DNA-templated transcription
Molecular function (GO): zinc ion binding; DNA-binding transcription factor activity, RNA polymerase II-specific
Source: RefSeq, a predicted model, not a curated record
AUGCAUUCCACGGAACGGACAGCACAUUCAGGCAGCCUUCGGUCCAUUGCGCCCAAAACUCCGAGGGCCAUCGACAAUGUCCAAUCGUCAUCGAAGCUGUUCCAGAGGCCGCCUCGGAAACUCGACAAGGAAAAAUGCGACAAUUGUCGCCAGGCGAAGCAAAAAUGCAUCGAGAAGGGGCCAGGUUGCCAGAGAUGUUUCAAGAAGGGAUUGACAUGCUCUGGUCGCUACAAAGCUAGCAACAAUUCGCCGACGUCGUCGACAGUAGCUUCCCAUGAUGAUAUCGUUCAUGUCUCGCCUGGAAGUCGCUCCGAAUGGCAAGAAGCCACUUCUGAUGAGGAGUUAUUCUCCACGCCGGAUUCUGACGCGGGGUUUCAACAAUGCCCGCCUGUUCAAUCCCAUACGUCAAAGGUCGAGGACUUCACCGGAGAAGAUAUCGAUCAGGAUGUCAAGGAUGCGUUGGACGAGCUCCGCGGUCUCAAUAUUGGUCUUGACAUGGCAGACACUUUAGACGAUGAGCAAGAGGUUGAAUCGUUUGCUCCUGAAAUAGGUGUGACACAUACAACUAACUCGGCUCAACCCUUGCCUCCAUGCGACUGGGAUGAGCUUUACGAGGCGUUCAUUGCAAAGUAUGGAUACCCGCCAUCCAAGAGACCAGAUUUUAUGGGCUACUUAAGGAGGCUACGAUCAUCAGAUUCUGGCCUUGUAGAGUGUCCUUCCUGUCGCAUGAACAAAGAUGGAGAGUUCAAAAUCGCAGAGAUUAAGAAUCACUUUCGAUACCAUCAUGUCGGAGAUAUCGCAUAUGCCGACAACGACAACAUGAAGCCAAAAGUAUGGGCAAUUGUCCGCAACUUGGCAGCAGGAUUCGAAGCGGGGCAGAUAAUCGUCUCUUUACGAGACACCUGCGAGGCGAAACGGGAGGAAUAUUUCAGACGACAAACCGUACAUGUCAAACCUAAGCCAAACCUGCCGAGCGUGCUUCUUCUCUUGUCCCAACUUCGAAUAGUUUGCAAUGGGCAACUUGUGUGUAUCAGUCCCAGGUGCAGUCUCGAGCCCUUUGAGCCAUCGUGGGAUGCCCUAAGAGAACACUAUGAGAGCAGUCAUGCAAAUGACAUCAUAGAAACUGAUCCAUCCCGAGUUAUCGAUGUUGAGGAUCAUCUCAAAAAGCACGAGUAUAGCAUUGCUCGUAAACUUGAGAAAGCUGAAUCCAUCCGCGUGGCAUGGAAUCGGAAGGGAUGGACUUGGAUGGAUCGGAAUUGGAUUAAUGUUGAUACUUCAGAGCCGAUGGCUGACUUGGAGCGCAUAGCCUUUGAAGCUUCUACCUACCGUCGCAUACCACAAACGCGGCAAUGGAGACUGGUCAAAGACCUGAAUAGGCUGUUUCGCACACGAUACAAACAAUUCGUCUUAGACACAGCACGGUCAUCAUCCGCAGAGCUCGGUGUGUUUGCCGAUGAUCUUGGCAGCACACUUCCAAGCGCAAAACGUCUACGCCGUCUGGCAACAAAAACAUUUGAGAAGGUUCUGCGUGGAAUGAUCCCCAAUACAUUUCUUGAGAUGCUCGCUUUCGGGAUGCUGUCCGAGUCUAUGACCACAGUCAUGCGACAGCAGGGCGUACCGUCUCUCGGCGGCCCAACUUUGGCGGACCAUCUUGCGUGGGCAAACUGCAUCCAGAACCAGCGGGAAAGACCAUCAUACGAUUUGUUCGCCUGUUGGCUCAAGGAUAAUUUCUCCAUGAAUUCUAACGGCUCACCUUAUACAGCAGCCACUUGGAGCGCAGAGCAUGACAUUUCGAUACAUGAGAAUAUGAAAAGGCACGUUUUGAACCUCAUGGGAGCAAGACGUUCUGAUUAUUCGUUCAAUUUCUCAGCAUUCCUCAAGCUUGAUAUCUUCGCAGACAGAACUACGGGAAAGAAGGCGCCCGAGACAGUGGGUAAGGGUGGCGAAGUGACAGCUACGCCACAGAAAAUCAACGCCCAGGAAACGCCCAAACCAAAUGUCAAUGUCAAGCACCAGCUUAUGACUCUCCGAAGCAAUGUCAUCUUCGUCCGAGUUUAUCUGUUCAUGAUAUAUAUCACAGAUCAGGGAGUACUUCUCAUAUACUUGGGAAACCAAGAACGACAAUGUCGUGUGUUCUCCUCCGGCAAUCAUACCGCCACGGCAUACAGUAUACUGCGGACAACCGAGGAGAUGAAGAUAAAUAUAACCGAUCCACUCCUCAGGGAUGCACAACAGUGGGAUCGCUGCGCAAGCAAGAUCUUCAAAGCGGCAGAAACGAUGCUUGACUUUGGUCAAGUUUGGCGCCUCGAAGAACUUCAUCGUCAAAUGGUAUUAGAAGUGGAACGUUCUGUCGAGGAGUCGACACUCCGGCGCUUUCUGUUAAACAGAAUCAGUCAGCAGUGUUUCGCCGCCUGUGGCUUGAUCAAGCCGGCAUGCGAGAAUUACAACACAUGCUCAGUUUGUCAAUGCACGACUUCGAUUAGUUGA